This is a messenger RNA of Rubroshorea leprosula, 2747 nucleotides long. The record is from the annotation of a GenBank genome assembly. Lineage: Eukaryota; Viridiplantae; Streptophyta; Magnoliopsida; Malvales; Dipterocarpaceae.
AAAAACGGAAGAAAAACAAUCAGGUUCCUUCACCAUCCAAUUCGGCUGUCCCGUUGCUCCUUGGAUGAGACAGACGUAAUUCAAUCCCGGAAACAAGACUACACAAUGACAACCAGUACCGGCCACCUCUGUCGUCUGACCCGCCACCACUUCUCUUUUUCUUCCCCAUCCCUCUUCCGCCCCUCUUUCCAUCUCCCAACCAGACCUCUUCGUUAUUAUUCUGUCGGCACUGUCCGCCGCAUCGCCAUCCUUUCCACCCUCAACAAUCUACCUCGACUCCGCAACUCGUCUGUAUCCGCUAUCAAUUCAAGUUUUCAAGAGUCGAGUGGCCAUUGGGGAGUAGAUGAUGAGAGGUAUGAUGUCAUUGUGGUUGGAGGAGGGCAUGCUGGCUGUGAAGCUGCACUUUCGUCUGCUCGGCUGGGGGCAAAAACUCUGCUUCUCACGCUAAAUAUUGAUCGAAUUGCUUGGCAGCCUUGCAAUCCAGCAGUUGGAGGACCUGCAAAAUCUCAACUUGUACAUGAGGUUGAUGCACUUGGUGGUGAAAUUGGAAAGGUUUCUGAUAGGUGUUAUUUACAGAAACGUAUUCUCAAUGUCUCAAGAGGUCCAGCAGUGUGGGCUUUGCGUGCACAGACUGACAAAAGGGAAUAUGCUUUGACAAUGAAAAUCAUAGUGGAGAGCACUCCAAACCUUUCAGUUAGAGAGGCAAUGGUAACAGAUAUCUUGCUUGGAAAGAAUGACAAUGUUGAAGGUGUUUUCACAUUCUUUGGAAUGAAAUUCUUUGCACCUUCUGUUAUUCUCACAACUGGAACUUUUAUGAGUGGGAAGAUCUGGGUGGGUAGAACUUCGAUGUCGGCAGGUAGAGCUGGUGAGUCUGCAUCACAUGGACUGACUGAGAAUUUGCAACGCCUGGGAUUUGAAACUGAUCGGUUGAAAACUGGCACCCCAGCACGAGUGGAUUGUCGAACUGUUGAUUUUUCUGGAUUGGAACUUCAGCGUGGAGAUGAAGAGGUCAGCUGGUUUAGUUUUGAUCCUGAUUUCCACAUUGAAAGGGAGCAAAUGUGCUGUUAUCUGACACGUACUACAAAGAUUACUCACCAGCUUAUUAAGGAUAACUUGAAUGAAACUCCUACUUAUGGAGGAUGGGUUGAAGCUAAGGGGCCUAGGUACUGCCCUUCCAUUGAAGAUAAGAUUGUGAGAUUUGAAGAUAAGGAGUCACAUCAGAUUUUUCUUGAACCAGAAGGUCGUAAUGUCCCAGAGCUCUAUGUUCAGGGGUUCUCAACUGGCUUACCAGAAAGGUUACAGUUACCACUCCUGAGAACAUUGCCUGGUCUAGAGAAUUGCUCAAUGUUAAGGCCUGCAUAUGCUGUUGAGUAUGAUUAUCUUCCAGCUCACCAGUGCUCUAGGUCUCUUAUGACAAAGAAAAUUGAGGGUCUUUUCUUCUCUGGUCAGAUAAAUGGAACCACGGGUUAUGAAGAGGCAGCUGCACAGGGCAUUAUUUCUGGUAUUAAUGCUGCCAGACAUUCAGAUGGUAAGCCACUCAUUGUUCUCGAGAGGGAAAGCAGUUACAUAGGGACACUGAUUGAUGAUCUGGUCACUAAGGACCUUAGGGAACCUUAUCGCAUGUUAACAAGCCGUUCAGAACAUCGGUUACUGCUUCGUUCUGAUAAUGCCGAUAGUCGUCUCACCCCCUUGGGACGUGAAGUUGGGUUGAUAGAUGAUAGACGCUGGAAAAUGUACCAGGAUAAACAAGCUCGAAUUGAAGAUGAAAAAGAGCGAUUAAAAACUGUCAGGAUUUCAGGAGGAGACUUAGCUGCUGACGUUACACAGCUCUCUGGUCAACCUGUCAAGGAUUCUUCAACACUAGAGACUCUUCUUAAGAAACCACAUAUACAAUAUAAGCUUCUAGAUAAGCACGGUUUUGGAAACAACAUGCUAUCUAGAAAGGAAAAAGAAUGUGUUGAGAUUGAUAUAAAGUAUGAGGGCUUCAUUUUGCGACAGCAAAUCCAAUUACAACAGAUGGUCCAUAAACAACAUAGACUGCUUCCGAAGGACUUGGAUUAUUAUUCAAUGACAACACUGUCUCUCGAAGCACGUGAAAAACUUUCUAAGGUCAGGCCACAAACUAUUGGUCAAGCAAGCAGAGUAGGUGGAGUAAGUCCUGCUGAUAUAACUGCCUUGCUCAUCAUCCUUGAAUCCAACCAAAGAAAAGCGCAAGAACAGAGAAGGCAGCAGAUGCUAGCUUCUCUCACAGUUGACAGUGAGACAGAUAGCAUGUCCAAAGCUCCUUUGACAGGGACAAUAAAUUCUUGAUACCUCAUCACUAACUGCAACAUUCAUAUGUACUCUCAUCAGAUCCCAGAUCUGAAAUUAUGUUGAAUGGAAGCAUGCGGCAGCUUUACUUUAUUGGCUCCUUCAUAUGCUGUUUUUGAGAACAUCUAAAUGAAGAUCUGAUUCGGGUUCUAACAAUCAAGAACGCAAAGAUUAUAUCCUUUAAAGGAGGUUGGUAGCAGGAGUCUGGAAAUUCAUUGCUCCUUUCUGCCUUUACUUGGCAGGUUCUGAUAAUGUCAUGUUCCUUUUGGCUAUGGCGAGUUUUGGAUGCAACCCAGUAUCCACUUCUCAAGUACGUAGAAGUGGCAACUUCUCUCUCCAUUUUUUUCUUUUAAAUAUUCAAUAGAUGUAUCUAUUGUCCCACCAAUAAUCAUUUUGGAUCAGUUGGCUAUUUUAUUAGGGGUAAUGAUAUUUUAUCA